Molecule: messenger RNA, 411 nt
Organism: Cylindrotheca closterium
Lineage: Eukaryota; Bacillariophyta; Bacillariophyceae; Bacillariales; Bacillariaceae
Source: the annotation of a GenBank genome assembly
AUGUUUUCAUUGCAACUUCAGUUCCCCAGCUUGCCUGAUCGACCCACCAAGCGCUCUGUCCAACAUGAGUUACGACUCUUUCCGGCAAAGAGGCGAUGCAGAAUGGUGUCAUCGGUUAUCCACGAAUCUGUAGGAGAAGAAUCGAAUGCCAAUGGUUGGAUUGAUGUUUUUAUUGUGCCUGGUGAUGGCUCUAACUUUCCAUUGGUUCUCAGCGAUUCGAUGAACGAAAUGCUUGCUUCUGCUGAUGAGUUCGCCAUCAACAGUGAACUCCAUGUAAUACCAGAACCUGCGGUUGCUGAAGCUCCCAGAAGAAGCCCUAGUGUUGUUGAGAGCCAAAGACGAGCGGGCUCUUGUGCAACAGGUGAUCCUUGUUCUGCGAAAGAAGACGUCGGGGACCCUGCAACAACGUGA